Messenger RNA from Parnassius apollo (apollo), 801 nucleotides. Lineage: Eukaryota; Metazoa; Arthropoda; Insecta; Lepidoptera; Papilionidae. The record is from the annotation of a GenBank genome assembly.
AUGUGUACCAAAGCACUGAUUGACAUGAACUCUGAUAUCAAGUUCACACAGAGCGAGUUUCAUACUUUGGACAAUUUCCAGAAAAGUCUGAAUAUUAUCAAAGUGACAGUAGAAGCACUGUGCCGGCGUGAUGCAACUCUAUUAACUGCUGAUGCGGCUAUGAAAUUUAUGCUACGUAGACUUCUCGCAAGAUCAUUGCGCGUGCGCAUUUCCCAAAGACGACUUUCUAUUGCAUCUACUUUGCAGUAUCUCCAAAAUCCUGAAACAUAUUUCAGUGAAGUUGCUACCGCCGAGCUCCCAAAAACCCCAGAAAUGGUGGAGGAAAUUUAUUCACUAACUCAAAAUUUUGAAGAUGAACCUGUGGUUAGGGUUAUGGAUGAUUUGGCCUUGGAUAAUAGCGCCAGCAGCGUGAGUGGAGAUUCCGAAAGCGUUGAUUUUGUUAAAGAACUAAAUAAAGAAAUUGAAAAAUCACUGAAGGAGAAAAAUAGAAAUAUGCGAAAUAGAAAUGAAACAGAAGAUGAACCUAACAGAGAGUGUGGUUAUGGUGAAAAUGAUAAGCAUAAGUUAAUUCAAAUUGAAAUGGCACUGUUUGAAAAUGGUGGCAACCGCGGGUUCUAUUUAGACAUGGCGUACAGACAUUUACUGACGGUACCCCCCACGAGUGUAGAGUCUGAAAAAGCGUUCUCGUCUGCGGCAUGUACGUGCAACAAAAUAAGAUCGUCUCUCAAAGACAAUACCUUGGAUGCCCUCUGCUACUUACGUUCCAUAUUUCAGCAAUCGCGAUCUCGUGAAUUUCCGUAG